Molecule: messenger RNA, 726 nt
Organism: Rodentolepis nana
Lineage: Eukaryota; Metazoa; Platyhelminthes; Cestoda; Cyclophyllidea; Hymenolepididae
Source: the annotation of a GenBank genome assembly
AUGUACCAGACGUUCCAUAUUGCCUGCUGGGGAGUUCCUUCAAGAAAUCACGUGGAGAACGAACGUUUUCCUAUUGCGGUUCACAAAGCAUCUGAGUCUAUAUCCGUUGCUUACAGACCCACAGACGAUAAAAUAACGUCGACAGCCAGCAAAAAGGGCGCCAUGUUGUUCAAACAUGUUGGACAUCGCUUAUUCUCCAGGGGUUCCAGCCAAGAUUCUGGUUCUGUUAUAGAACUUGUCUGUAACAGCUGUUAUGCCGGUCUACCAGAAGUUUAUCUUCUUCAUGAGGGAUGUGAAGUAAUCGGCGAAGACCUCCAGUCCUCCCGCUUGAUUAAGAACGCUGGCAUACCAAUGGUUUUACCACCGACUAUGGCUAAACUAGGAGCCCCUAUUCCAACGGAACUUCUGAAGAUUUUGGGUGUUAAGAAUCUUCCUCGAGCAGUUAUCCCAACGCAUAUUCAUCGUAGUCAACUUCUCCUUCCAAUACCUCUUUCGACAAGCCUCAAAGAAGAGGUGUUUUCUAGACGUCACCGAAAUCCUUUCGGUCAGAUAAUUAGUACUCAUGAAAAUUCGCCUAUUCUCUCUUGGAAGACGUAUCCUGCUAGUACGAAAAAGAGCGUCUGUUUCUUAUCAGCAGUUUCACCUUCCCUUCCAUCUUAUUUCGUUCGAACAUUGGAGAAACUUGGUCUUAGUACAGAAUAUCCCUUAAAAGCACUGACUGAGUAG